ACAGCGACGACGAGAUGCGAUUCCGGUUCCGACGGCGAAGGUAGUAUUAACUUUGAACAUAGCCUAUAACCUACCUAUCUCUACUUCAAUCCCGUGUACGGGAGUAUAUCUAUUUGAAAAUUGCUGUGUAUAUUUAACUCACACUGAGGAUGGAGUGUACAUGUCGACUGUAUAUAUGCACCGCGACGUCAUGCAAGGUUGCCGUGAUGUUGUGGUUGUGACUUGUAUGUACGGAGUAUGUAGUGUGUAGUGUUUACAACGUAGCUGUGGAGACGGGCGAGGAUGCGGGGAAGCCAAGUCAAAGUGGAUUCGAUGACGCUGUUGGGCACGAACCAAACCAUGGGAGCGAUGGAGUUCAUCCCCGACCUUUCUUUCCCCCUGCCCAGUAUGUACACAAUCAUGGCUAGUGGUGUUUGUUUGGUGUUUCUCUCUCCUGUGUGCUCGAGUGAAGUUUUGAUGUGGUCUCCCUCGGCAGAGAUAAGCAUGGGCUGGUCCGUGCAGAGGAAUGCCAAUGAAGGGCUGGAAGGGGCGGCGCUGCGGGUGUUUGAAGGUGCGUUUCAAGGCCGGCUGUCUGGCUGGACCUGAAACCGGCGUGUGCCUGAAAUAGAAAAUUUUGUGCAACGGGGUUGAGGGGGGAGAAGUCUCUGCAGGACAGUUUUAAAGAGUAUUGGUCAGUGUUGGUGGUAGUAGUAGUAGUACUGGAAACGGGAAAGGAGGGAGAAGAGAAGCAGGUACGGAGGAUGCUG
Aspergillus heteromorphus CBS 117.55 is the source of this 746-nucleotide messenger RNA. RefSeq lists its product as uncharacterized. NCBI's taxonomy places the organism in Eukaryota, Fungi, Ascomycota, Eurotiomycetes, Eurotiales, Aspergillaceae. The coding region runs from base 340 to 585 and encodes 81 amino acids. The record is from RefSeq and is a predicted model, not a curated record. The transcript has a single exon.